This is a messenger RNA of Camellia sinensis, 1178 nucleotides long. The record is from RefSeq and is a predicted model, not a curated record. NCBI's taxonomy places the organism in Eukaryota, Viridiplantae, Streptophyta, Magnoliopsida, Ericales, Theaceae.
ACUCAUCUAAACACAUUAUAACCUAAUUAUCAAAUCAAAACCAAGAUGAUAAGAUAUAUUGCUCUAUCACAUGCCUAACUAGCUAUUUCACCACCCAUUUAUGCCACUCACAGUUCCUCUCUCAUCUCAUGGCAGAUUUCAAUGUAGAGUUUCACAACCUUAAACCUUUAUUCUCAGAGAUGAACAACUCAAACAUGGACCUGCUAAACAACCUCAGUUCAUUUGAGAAUCUCAACUCACAUGUUCAAGGGCUUGUUUCUUUAUCAUCCAAUCAUGACAGUUUCUUGGAUCAUCACCACCAUCAACUGUCACAGCUUCCUAUGACUUUCACUGAUACUAAUAUUCAAAGCUCUGUCCAUUCUGAUAGUCCUUUUUAUGAUCCACUCACUCAUUUCCUUCCAUCAACUGAAGGUCCAAGCCUUGAAGACAAUAGCUUGAAAGGGACAUCUGAAACAGAUAAUAAGAAGAAGAGAAAUUAUAGCUCUGGUGGAAAAAAGAGAAAGAGAGGCAAUGAAAGAGAAGUGGAGAAGCCAAGAGAAGUUAUUCAUGUGAGAGCAAAGAGAGGUCAAGCUACUGAUAGUCACAGUCUGGCAGAAAGGUUAAGAAGAGAGAAAAUAAAUGAGAAGUUGAGAAGCUUGCAGGACUUGGUUCCAGGAUGUUACAAGACAAUGGGAAUGGCGGUAAUGUUGGAUGUGAUAAUAAAAUAUGUUCAAUCUUUGCAGAAUCAAAUUGAGUUUUUGUCAAUGAAGCUUUCAGCAGCUAGUUUGUUCUAUGACUUCAACUCAGAGAUGGAACCAAUGGAAACAAUGCAGGUGACAAAUGGGUUCGAGGCUCAAGGGAUGGAACGGACGGUAGGAGAAGGGUAUGGAGGAGGGUUUUCUCACUUUCCACCACCAUCAGCAUGGCCUCUUUGACCUAAGUUUUGGUUCCAUCACCUUCUAUUCUAUAGCCCUUCUAUAUAUAUAUAUAUACAUAAUCACAAUAAUAUGGCCUCUCUCUGCCUCUCUUCUUUCUUCCCCGAAUUGAAGGUGAUCUCCAUCUUCUUCUUCAUCCUUGAAGCAUGCAUAUACAUGAAAAUGGCACUUGUAUUAUAAUCCUCCAUCAACAUUUGCCUGACAAAAUAAAAAUCAAUGUUAUAAACAACUAUAAAGUGAUAUAUACAAUCUCUAUUUUCUUCA